Molecule: messenger RNA, 1476 nt
Organism: Anoplopoma fimbria (sablefish)
Lineage: Eukaryota; Metazoa; Chordata; Actinopteri; Perciformes; Anoplopomatidae
Product: alpha-2Db adrenergic receptor-like
Exons: 2
Coding region: 1-1476 (491 amino acids)
Biological process (GO): adenylate cyclase-activating adrenergic receptor signaling pathway
Cellular component (GO): membrane
Molecular function (GO): adrenergic receptor activity
Source: RefSeq, a predicted model, not a curated record
AUGGACUUAUCGGAUGUAUUCACUGCGAUGGCCACGAUGCCGGCCACUUCACCACCAAACUCUUCUUUGGAGAGCGUCAACCAGACCUCCUCCUCCUCGCCCAGAUCUCCUCCUCUACCUCCCCACUCGCAGGUGGCGUCGGUGCUCAUCGUGAUGGUGGUGACGGUCAUCAUACUGGGGACAGUGGUGGGAAACGUGCUGGUCGUGGUGGCGGUUUUCACCAGCCGAGCCCUGAGGCCGCCUCAGAACCUCUUCCUGGUGUCUCUGGCUUCGGCGGACAUUCUGGUGGCGACGCUGGUCAUCCCCUUCUCAUUGGCCAACGAGGUCAUGGGCUACUGGUACUUUGGUUCCACCUGGUGCUCCUUCUACCUGGCCCUGGACGUCCUCUUCUGCACCUCCUCCAUCGUCCACCUGUGCGCCAUCAGCCUCGACCGCUACUGGUCUGUCACCAAAGCCGUCAGCUACAACCGCAAGCGGACGCCGAAGCGGAUCAAAGCGAUGAUCAGCGUGGUGUGGCUCAUAUCCAUCGUCAUCUCCUCCCCGCCGCUCCUCAUGACGCAGAAGGAGGAGGCUCCGUGGUCGGAGGCGGACGGCGACAGCGCCCCGAAGCAGGAGUGCCUCCUCAACAACCAGACGUGGUACAUCCUGUCCUCCUGCCUCGUGUCCUUCUUCGCCCCGGGCGUCAUCAUGAUACUCGUCUACUGCAAGAUCUACCGCGUCGCCAAGCAGCGGGCCUCCACCGUGUUCGUGGCGAAGAACGUGGUGGAGCGGCAGCCGUCGCAGUCCGAGACCUGCUUCGAGGGCAGGGCCAGGGCCUGCCACAGAAAAGGAGGCGGCUUCGGCGGUGAAUCCAGGUACGAGGUGGAGAGCCCGCGGCCCGCCAACCGACACAGCUCCUCCAACGUGGACAGCAGCAGCAGCAGGAGAGGAGAGCUGGACGACAUCGACUUGGAGGAGAGGAGCUGCGAGGCCGACAUAAAAGCAUCCUCCUCGUUCUCCUCGGCGCUACGCUUCCCCAGGAGAGCUGCCGGUGGAAGCGUGCAAAAGGAAGACGCAGAGGGGUCAUCGAACCGGCUGAAGCCUCCGCCUCAUCCCCCUCCACCCUGCGCCUCCAUCUCGUGGGCAUCCUCAGAGAACUGCUCCCACCACUUCCUCCUCCCGUCCCCGCUGCCUGUGCGCAGCAGGCGGACGUCUCUGUCCAAGAACAAAGUGGCUCAAAUGAGAGAGAAGCGCUUCACCUUCGUUCUGGCGGUGGUGAUGGGGGUGUUCGUCCUCUGCUGGUUCCCGUUCUUCUUCACUUACAGCCUGCACGCGGUCUGCAGGGAGAAGUGCACGAUCCCCGACACGCUCUUCAAUCUGUUUUUCUGGAUCGGAUACUGCAACAGCUGCCUGAACCCCAUCAUAUACACCAUCUUCAACCGGGACUUCAGGAGGGCCUUCAAGAAGAUUUUAUUCCAGUCUCAUAAGGGAACAUAA